AUGGCCGUGCUGUUACCUUACUUUGUUGUUUCAGUCUCUACCAAGACAAAAAUCGAUACCAGCAUUGAUCAGUCAGCUCUUCAAGCACUGAAAGCUCAUGUUGUUAGCGAUCCUCAAAAGAUUUUGAAAACCAACUGGUCUAUUACAACUUCUGUUUGUAAUUGGGUUGGUGUCACUUAUGGAUCUCGACAUCAAAGAGUCAUAGCUGUUAAUCUUUCUAACAUGCUUCUCACUGGCACUCUACCACCUCAAAUUGGAAAUUUAUCUUUCCUUACUUCACUCAACUUGAUGAACAACUCAUUUCAUGGCUCAUUACCCAUUCAGUUGGCUAAUUUGCAUCGACUGAAAUUUAUAGAAUUGGGUGAAAACUAUUUUUAUGAAGAGAUUCCAUCAUGGUUUGAUUCCUUUCCUAAACUUCAAUACUUGUUGUAG
This is a messenger RNA of Gossypium arboreum, 432 nucleotides long. Its product is annotated as leucine-rich repeat receptor-like serine/threonine-protein kinase BAM2. The transcript has a single exon. Bases 1 to 432 code for a protein of 143 amino acids. Gene Ontology annotation, molecular function: protein binding. NCBI's taxonomy places the organism in Eukaryota, Viridiplantae, Streptophyta, Magnoliopsida, Malvales, Malvaceae. The record is from RefSeq and is a predicted model, not a curated record.